Messenger RNA from Funneliformis caledonium, 1173 nucleotides. The record is from the annotation of a GenBank genome assembly. Lineage: Eukaryota; Fungi; Glomeromycota; Glomeromycetes; Glomerales; Glomeraceae.
AUGGAAGCAGGAGAAGAUAAUAAUUUAGUUUUAUUUGACCCACCAUUAUGGAGACAAAGACGAAGAUUUGUCGUUGAAACUUUACAAAAUAAUGAAAUUACUUCGGUAUUUGAUUUUGGAUGUGGAGAGGGAGCACUUUUAUCUUUUCUUAUCCAACCUUCUGAAAAGGCACCAAUUACGCAACUUGCUGGCGUUGAUAUAAGUCAUGAAACGCUUAAAACAACCGUGAUGGAUUGUUCUCCUUGGAGAUAUGAUCACGAAUUCUUGAGGCUUACUCCAUUAACUGUAGAUAUAUAUCAAGGAAGCAUCGAUGUGGCAGAUCAAAGAUUACUUGGUUUUGAUGCAUUAAUUUGUAUGGAAGUAAUAGAACAUGUUGAUCCACCCGUGUUAAAUAAAUUCUUUGAUAUAGUAUUUGGUACUUAUAAACCUAAGAUUGUAAUAAUUUCGACACCUAACGUAGAAUUCAAUGUCUACUUUCCACAAUUAAAAUAUGGAACACCUGAAGCUACGUUAAGAAUCGAAGAUCAUCGUUUUGAAUGGACAAGGCGUGAAUUUCAAGAAUGGGCAAAUUCUGGAGCAGAAAAAUAUAAUUAUUCUGUAGAAUUUACAGGAGUUGGAACGAUCAAAGAUGGUGAUCCAGCCAUAGGAACCGCCACACAAAUUGCAAUUUUUCGAGAUUUAAAUCCAUCAUCAAAGCCAUUGUUUGCGACAUUUGGAGAGUAUAAUCUCGUCAAGACAAUCGAAUUUCCUUAUUAUAAUGAGCCAGAAAAAAGUACCGAAGAAAUCCUUUCAAGACUUCAUUAUUAUUUACAAUUUCUAUGCAAUAGAGUGUUAGAUGGUUAUACGAAUGAUGAUGCUGAUGAUAAACGUACACGACGAGAGAAAUUUGAAUCAAAUCGUAUUAGAGUUGAAGAGAUUUGGGAUAUUCAUGAAAUGAGACAACUUUGCCAAACUCAAAAUAAAUUACUUGAUGUAUUGAGAUCAAGCCCAGACUUUACAUUAAUGAAUAACAAUGAAGAAAUGAUUGUACAUAGGGAAUAUCCGUUAAAUACCAAAGUUAAUGAUGAUGAGGAUCCAAAUUGGGAUACAACACCCGUUGCGACAAAUGAAUGGCAAAUUUCUAAUAAUGGAUGGAAUUGUGAAGACAGUGAAGAAGAUAAAGGUUGGGGGUGA